Messenger RNA from Orussus abietinus, 696 nucleotides. RefSeq names its product ragulator complex protein LAMTOR4 homolog (gene Lamtor4). Gene Ontology annotation, biological process: cellular response to amino acid stimulus; positive regulation of TOR signaling. The transcript has 3 exons. Gene Ontology annotation, cellular component: Ragulator complex; lysosome. Lineage: Eukaryota; Metazoa; Arthropoda; Insecta; Hymenoptera; Orussidae. Gene Ontology annotation, molecular function: guanyl-nucleotide exchange factor activity. The record is from RefSeq and is a predicted model, not a curated record. The coding region runs from base 127 to 441 and encodes 104 amino acids.
CAGAAUACGAUCGCGCGACCCUGUCCGUGAGCAAUCUCCCAAGUCAUCUCUAUUACUAACUCAUUUCUGACAUCACUUCUGUAUUUUCUAAAAAAGAUUGCGUAUUUUAUCGCAUAAAUAAUUAAGAUGCUAUCCAUGGAACGUAUCCCAGACCAAGUUGGCUACCUAGUUUUAACAGAAGAUGGUGCAGUGUUAGCGUCUGGAGGAGAGCUGGAAAAUGAUGAGCGAAUUGCUGAUAUAAUAGCUGGUCUAGUAACAUCGAUUGAUAAAAUUGACCCUGAGGCUUUUCCAUCAGACGAAGGCUUUGAUAAAAUCUCUAUCACCUAUCCUGAUCACUGCUACGUCAUUUGUCUCUCGAAUAAAAGGAUUCACGUUGUCAAAAAGAAGAUGAUAGCACAGUCGGUACACCCAAAUGAAGAACAGCCUCUCGUAGAAAUAUAAUUUAAUCAUUUGACUCACCAAAGUUUAAUUUGAUGAUCAUUGGCUUAUAUCUAUCAUUUCCAUGAAUGUUACAUGGUAGUAACAAAGUGUUACUUGAGAAACAAUAUUUUAUGAGAAUCAAUUUCAUAACUGUGACAUGGUUAACUUUGAGAAUAGAAAACGUUACACAAAGUUGACAUAACUUAAAGAGGUACUUCAAAAUGGAGGAAAGCUAUGAAACUUGAUAAAACGUUAAUAAAUAAUGUAUACUUAUUA